Dama dama (fallow deer) is the source of this 3024-nucleotide messenger RNA. RefSeq names its product nuclear autoantigenic sperm protein-like. Gene Ontology annotation, molecular function: histone binding. Gene Ontology annotation, biological process: DNA replication-dependent chromatin assembly; CENP-A containing chromatin assembly. The record is from RefSeq and is a predicted model, not a curated record. NCBI's taxonomy places the organism in Eukaryota, Metazoa, Chordata, Mammalia, Artiodactyla, Cervidae. Gene Ontology annotation, cellular component: nucleoplasm.
AUGCAUCACGCCAACAGAUGCAUGCUAGAAAAGAGGCACCGGUUUUGCAUCCUCUCCAACCACUGGGACACCCUCAGCUUCUGCAGAAGAAGAGACGGCAAGAUGAAGGUUCUGCUGCUCAGCACGGUCCUUGGUCUGCUUUAUGCAGGCCUAGAUGCGGGUCAAAACGAAGUUAAAAUUCUUUACUUAUCAUAUAACGCUAUAAUAGGAUAUGUUCACAAUGUGGCUGAAGAUGGAAAAGAGACAGACUUGGUUGGGAUAAUCGGCAAACGUGACAAGAUUUCAGACACAGACUAUCAGAAGUUCAAAAAGGAGACGACUGAUAGAGGGAUUCCAGAAGAAAAUAUUGUGAAUUUCAUUGAUAAUGGCACAGAUGACAAGAUUUCAGACAGUGACUUUGAGAGGUUCAAAGAGGAGACAAGAGACAAAGGGAUCCCAGAAGAAAAUAUUGUGAAUUUCAUCGAUAAUGGAGAAUGGAGAACCCAUUACAUCGCAGCCAGUAACAAAGAGACGAUCACGGAGAAUGGGCCAUUCCACAUUUACUUCCGUUAUGUUGAGUUUGAUGAAGAAGAUGACACAGUAGAGGCCGACUUUUAUUUAAACUUCUACCGAAGGACCAUGAGAGUCAACAAGAUGAAGGUUCUCCUGUUCGGUCUUGUCCUUGGUCUGCUUGCUGCCAGUCAAGGUGAAGCUGAGAUAGACGCCUCACAGGUACCAGGGGCAAUUGAAUGUGUUCUGAGCUUGGAAGGAGGUCCUGACGUGUAUCAAUAUGCGGGUCACAAUGAAUUUAGCAUCAUUAAUGGGGGCGAGAACGCUCUCAUAACAUAUAAUCUCAACGUGGAUGGACAUGGCAAGGAGACAAAAAUGGUGGGAUUAUUUGGCAAAGGAGAUGAUGUUGAUUCGCAAUGGGAAGAGGAGUUCAAAAACGCGGUGACAGAAAAUGGGAUUCCAGAAGAAAAUAUCCUGAAUUUCAUCCAUAAUGAUGAGGGCAAACAUGUAUUUGAAAUUGCUGAUGCAUCCAAAAAUGUUCUGGUAGCACACAACAAUGUCGAGGAACAUGACAAGAAGACAUUUUCGGUUAAACCAAAUAUUGAAGAAAAAGGCUUGCAAGAGUUCAAGAAGCUGAUGGAAGAGAAAGGGAUUGAUGAGAAAAAUAUCGUGAAUUUCAUUGAAAGUGAAGACAAGUCUCUGAUAAAGCCUGAAAUGGAUAAAGAACAGGAAACUGAAAUGGAGAAGGGUGGAAGAGAAGAUAUGGAUAUCAGUGAGCCUGCAGAGGAACUACAGGAAAAAGUUAAAUCAGCUCCAGAUCAGUUAACUGAAACCACUGAAGAGGGAAAGGGAGCAGCAGCACCAGAAGGACUGAAUGAAGCUGAAGUCACUUCUAAAAAGCCAGAUCAGGAAAUACCGGGUGCUGAGGAAGGAAAAUCAGUUUCUGGAACUGAUGUCCAAGAAAAGUGCAGAGAAAAAGGGGAUCAGGGAGAAGUAAUUGUGAGCAUAGGAAAACCAAAAGAAGCUUCAAAAGAACAACCUGUUGUGACUAUAAAGCAGGGCACUCCAGUGGAUAUAGAAGUAGUCAAGCCACUGGAUAUGGGUAGGGAUGAGCCAAAGGAGCAGGUAGCUGCCUCUGAAGGUGAGCCAGGAAAGGCUAUUCUUGAGCAGUUGGUAGGGCAAGAAUUGCCUUCUGCCGAAGAGUCACCAGAGGUGACAACACAGGCUGCAGAUGCCUCAGCUGCAGAAGCCAGAUCAGAAGUCUCUGAGAAGCCUAGAGGGCAGGGCACAGUUCUCUCUCAGGAUGGUGCAGUCAAUGGACUGUCAGCUGCAGGGGAUCAUGCCUCCACUCAACCACAAACUAAUGCAGAAGGACUGAUAGGAAAAAAAGAUGGCUCAGGACUAGAGAAGGUCAGGGAAGAGUUGGUCCCUAGCCAGGAGACUAAGCUGUCUGUAGAAGUGUCUGAAGCAGCCGGAGAUGGGGUGGAAACUGAGGUGGCCCAGGGGGCUACUGAGAAAUCCCCUGAAGACAAAGUUAAGAUAGCUGCUAAUGAAGAAGCACAAGACAAAGAAGAAAAGAUGAAAGAGGGGGAAGAAACCGAGAGCUCAGAAGAGGAGGAUAAAGAAAAUGACAAGGCUGAAGAAACACUAAAUGAUUCAGCUCUUGAAAACAAGUUCCUUCAAGAAAAUGAAGAGGAGGAGAUUGGGAACCUGGAGCUUGCCUGGGAUAUGCUGGAUUUAGCAAAGAUCAGUUUUAAAAGGUAAGACACGAAGGAGGCUCAGCUUUAUGCUGCACAGGCACAUCUUAAACUUGGAGAAGUUAGUGUUGAAUCUGAGAAUUACCUCCAAGCUGUGGAGGAGUUCCAGGCUUGCCUAAACCUGCAGGAACAGUAUCUGGAAGCCCAUGGUCGACUCCUUGCAGAGACUCACUACCAGCUGGGCUUGGCCUAUGGGUACAACUCUCAGUAUGAUGAAGUAGUAGCACAGGUCAGCAAAUCUAUUGAGGUCAUUGAGAAGAGAAUGGCUGUACUAAAUGAGCAGAUGAAGGAGGCUGAAGGAUCACCUACUGAAUAUGAGAAAGAAAUUGAGGAGCUGAAGGAGCUGCUCCCUGAAAUUAGAGAGAAGAUAGAAGAUGCAAAGGAGUCCCAGCAUAGUGGGAAUGUAGCUGAACUGGCUCUGAAAGCAACUCUGGUGGAGAGCUCUACUUCAGGUUUCACCCCUAGCGGAGGAAGCUCUUCAGUUUCCAUGAUUGCCAAUAGAAAGCCAACAGAUGGUGCUUCCUCAUCAAAUUAUGUUACUGAUAUUUCCCACCUUGUCAGAAAGAAGAGAAAACCAGAGGAAGAGAACCCCUGGAAAGAUGAUGCAAAGAAAGCCAAACAAGAGCCGGAGGUGAACGGAGGCAGUGGGGACACUAUUUCCAGUGGAACCAAAGUUUCCAAAAACAUGGAGGAGGAGGCUGAGAAUAAAGCUGAAAGCAGGGCAGCAGUGGAGGGGACAGUGGAGGCUAGAGCUACAGGUGAAAGCAUUGCAUUUUAA